Molecule: messenger RNA, 2965 nt
Organism: Durotheca rogersii
Lineage: Eukaryota; Fungi; Ascomycota; Sordariomycetes; Xylariales; Xylariaceae
Product: general substrate transporter
Exons: 8
Coding region: 628-2370 (580 amino acids)
Biological process (GO): carbohydrate transport; transmembrane transport
Cellular component (GO): membrane
Molecular function (GO): carbohydrate:proton symporter activity
Source: RefSeq, a predicted model, not a curated record
AAUAUCUUCAUAAUCGCCAUGCCUUCGGGUACUGUGGGGGGGGCGUUGAGGCAAGGCAACCAGCCCCAUCAAUCACCCGGCCCUCAUUCCUCGUAAUUCGCUCACAUAGCACACUUACCGAAAAGCCUGCGAAUUUGUAGACGCACUACCAUCAACCGCCGAGCCUAGGUACCCUCUACACUUGAAAAUAUUAGUUGAUUACGUAGAUGGGACAUUCUAUUUAGUACGGACUACCGUUCUACUCACACUUUCCCAAAGAUUCGCGACCCUCUAGAAUGGCUUGGUCUAAUCCCCGAAUAUCUCAAGAUACCCAUACUAUGGGAACCGAAGCAGCUCCACGGCUAACAGAUAUGAUACCGCUCUCUCGGGAAAACAGAGUGCAUUCCCUGGUCUCCUUUUUUUCCUUUUCUUUUGCCGCAUCUGUAUUCUGUGAAGCACAAAAUAUUGAGCUCCACCACAGUAUUAACAUUAUUAGCCUGAAUAGGUCAAGCUGACAGGUGCAGCCCCCUAUAGGGAAUGCGGAGAGGAUGUGGAGGGUGUGGGAUGGUUGUCGGUCGCAGCUACGUGCUUUUCCCCCGGCAACCUCCAAACCUGGGGUAAUGGGGAAAAAGGGACCAGCUACGAGUGAUGCGUGUGUCUUGGCGCCUCCCCCCCCCCGAGUCCUUUCGGCACUUACGAGAUUUCCCAUCCGCUGACACCCAUGUAAAGACGUCGUGCCCUUCGGUCGCAUGGGCAGCUGUGGGAAUGCCAGAAGACCACUCCCCUUCCUCUUCCUCUUCUCUUCCCUCACUCACCGCGUGUCGUCCCUCUCCUAGACAACAACGACGUGCUGAAGUGGUAAAGGGAAGAAAAACGAUGGCGGUGAUCAGAGAUGACGAGACUAUGCGCCAGCAUUGGCGGUGUUUUGUAGCCUGUGGGCUCAUGGUCCUCUCGCCAUUUCAAUAUGGUAUCGAUUUCGGUCUGAUAGGCGGUCUUCAGGCUAUGCCAGGGUUCCUCAUGAUCUACGGCCAUCCAGCACCCGACACACCGACAGGCUGGAACAUUUCGACCGUUCGACAGCAGCUGAUCACGUCGCUCAUGACUCUCGGGGCCUUCGUCAGCUCUGGGACGGCCGGCUUGGUUGCCGCCAGGCUCGGACGGAAGGCCUGCCUGUGGUUGGCUUGCCUGGGCUGUGUGGUCUCGAACGUUAUCAUGAUGGCUACAACUGACAUCAAUGCUCUGUACAUCGGACGCCUGCUCAAUGGGUUGGCGAAUGGAUACUUCAUGACCUUUUCCCAGCUUUUCAUACAGGAGAGUAGCCCGGCCAAGUACCGUGGCUUGUUCCUCACCGCGUUCCAGUUUUGCACCUCCUUCGGCACCUUGAUCGGUACGAUUGUGGAUUGGGCAACGGCAGGUCGACCUGAUAAAUCCUCUUAUCUCAUUCCUCUGGGGCUGAUUUACGUGAUCCCUUUCUUCCUCGGCGUCGGCUUACUCUUCAUCCCCGAGUCUCCCCGCUGGUUAAUCUUGAAAGGCAAGCUCGAAGAGGGCCGGAAGUCGCUAGAGUGGCUCAGGCCGACUGGCGCACACGUCGAUAUUGAGGUAGCCGAGAUCAAGGCGGCGAUCGACAAGGAGCGUGAGAUAGGUAGCCAAGUUAGCGUCCUCGACAUGUUCAGGAACCCUGUCGACAGGAGGCGUACGGUCCUCGCGGUCUGCGGUGUGACGUUGCAGGCUGCCACCGGGUCCAUGUUCAUUAUCUCGUACAAGGCGUAUUUCUUUACGAUGGCCCGCGUAGCAAAUCCUUUUGCCAUGGGCUGUGUUCUCAGUGCCAUCGGUCUGGUAGCCAUCAUCCUCAACUCCUUGAUCGUCAUACGCUACGGGAGACGUCGCGUGCUUCUCAUGGGCGGCCUUACGAUUUGCGGUAUUCUCCAGUUGAUUGUCGCCGUUGUCUACGACAAGAACCCCGGCGCGAAGGCUACUGGAGAGGUCUUGGUUGCGCUAUCGUGUCUUUACAUGAUGAGUUACAACGGCAUGGUUGCAACUUACGCCUGGCUUAGCGGGGGCGAACUGCCGUCUCAGCGAUUGCGUAGCUAUACGUUCGGGCUGGCGGCUGCGGUGGCAUUCUUCGCCGCGUGGCUCACGACCUUCACGGCACCUUAUUUCAUCAAUCCGAACUCGCUGAAUUGGGGACCGAGAUACGGUUACAUCUGGUUCCCCAGCUCCAUCGUUGCCGCGUUAUGGGUUUAUUUCUUCCUCCCCGAAGUACAAGGCCGCACGCUCGAAGAGAUCGACGAGAUGUUCGAAGAGAGACUCCCGGCACGAAAAUUCAGAGGGUACACGUGUGUGCGCCGGCUUGCUAUGGAUGAGAAACCCGGGGCGCAACAUGAAGAGUAGAGAAAGCAUCGGACGCGUCCGCAGCAUCUUGAAGCGUGGCAUUGAGGGGAUAGGGACGAAUCAAUUCGUGGCGAAACGUGGGUUCAGUUAAGCCUUACCUACCGAUAAACCUAUUGAAUUCCAACCCUCGGCCGCAGUGUCUACGUUCCUGAACAGGUUCAUUCCAUGUUCUAUGACCUCUACGCCCUUCAUGAUAUUAUCCACGUCUGGCACAUAGGUACCGUGAGCUGUGCCGAGCCUGGCCGUGUCUAUCUUGCAAUUCUUUAUUUUCAAAGACUGGUCUCGCCCCCUAAGCUAAAUUGCGCAGUACUCUACCUCCGAAAACCACAGUCUUGGGGCCGCGAUAGGUACUUGGAGACCUGUAGGUACGCAGGCCACUGAGAGGAGCCCCUUUAACCUACCUAAGAUAUCUUCUAAAGCUGCUUCGGUUGAAUGCAACAUACCUAAGGAGUUCUCGCCAAUAUUUAAUUUUACGGAAAUUCGAUAUAGCUCUCGGGUCGUGUUGAUACGUGGUGAAAUGUUCAUGUUCACCGAUGGUAGAAGGCGUCGAAAAAUACUUUUAAAUACUUGCAUGGUGUAUCGAUCGUGGAGGCAG